This is a messenger RNA of Protopterus annectens (West African lungfish), 1188 nucleotides long. RefSeq names its product growth differentiation factor 9 (gene GDF9). The transcript is spliced from 2 exons. Gene Ontology annotation, biological process: SMAD protein signal transduction; BMP signaling pathway. Lineage: Eukaryota; Metazoa; Chordata; Ceratodontiformes; Protopteridae. Bases 4 to 1086 code for a protein of 360 amino acids. Gene Ontology annotation, cellular component: extracellular region. Gene Ontology annotation, molecular function: cytokine activity; growth factor activity. The record is from RefSeq and is a predicted model, not a curated record.
UACAUGAAGCGCCUCUACAAGCGAUCAGCGACCAAGGAUGGGAUCCCAAAGCCAUCCAGAGGUCACCGUUAUAAUACUGCCAGACUUUUUAGUCCACGCUCUGAAAGCCACAUUCCUUCCGAUACAGGGCAUGCUUACUCUCUGGAUUUGUUCUUUAAUCUGGAUCAUGUUGCUGUUCUAGAGCAGUUGCUUAGAUCUGUGUUACUCUACUCCAUAGACAGAGUUGCACCACUGCCCUCUUUUUGUAGCUUCCAGCUCUUAGUCAGAGAGGAAGAGGACUCUGGAAAUCUGAUGUGCUUCAAUACCCCACAUUCAUUUGAAUUUGAUCUAGAAUUCAAGAAUAACAGCAGGCAUCGCUGGAUAGAGGUCGAUGUGACUUCUUUCCUUUAUCCAUUAAUCAGUUUUCACAAGAAGAACAUCCACAUGACUGUGAAUAUUGCAUGUAGGAAAGAGAAAAUGCAAGAAAAGAGUUUUGAAGAACCUGAUGCAUUGCUACUUAUGACUCCUUCCCUCCUUCUGUACUUGAAUGACAGCAGUGAACAAGCCAACCAAAACUGGAAUACAUUUGUGCAUCAAAGUAGAGAAUGGUAUGGUGGCAGCAGUAUACUUCUGGGUCAGAACGAAUCCACUGGAGAGCAAACACAGAGGAAGCAAAAAUCAACUCGUGUCCGCAGAAGUCAAAGUAAUAGUGCAGAGCAAAAGAAUCGAAACCCACCAUCAAGCUCUACCUUAAAUUUCAUUGAGCACUACGAAAAGAUGGAAUUUCCAACAAAUGAGUGUGAUCUUCAUGACUUCCGACUGAAGUUCAGCCAGUUAAACUGGCACCAUUGGAUCAUUGCACCCCAUAGGUAUAACCCUCAUUACUGCAAGGGUGAGUGCCCAAGAGCGGCAGGGCAUCGCUAUGGCUCUCCUGUUCACACAAUGGUGCAAAAUCUCCUAUAUGAAACGCUGGAUGAUUCCAUUCCUAGGCCUUCAUGUGUUCCUUCAGAGUACAGCCCUCUGAGUGUCUUAACAAUCGAGACAGAUGGCUCAAUAGCCUACAAGGAAUAUCAAAACAUGAUCGCUAUUAAAUGCACUUGUCGCUAGAUCCCCUCUCAUUUAAAGUAAACACUUUGUCAUUUCAAAUGUAAAGUUGAGAAGCUGUCCUAAUACAGUACAAUUCAUUAAACUGCACUCCUCAGGAAAUAG